AAAAGGGGUGGGGAAGAGGCGAGUGCACAUACGCAUCAAUUUGUACAGUUCAGUUUUUUCCACGCCACUACCAAGAAGAUUUCAGCCGCAUUGUUGCUACUGCCUGGGUGCUGCUGCUGCUUCUUUUUGUGUGUGUGCAACAUGAGGCGGCGAGCGUUACGAGAAAAGGCAACAAAAAGGAGGGCGAGAAAAGAAAAAGGGGGAGCGAGAGCAGCAGCAGCAGCACACAUUGCUGGAUAUUAAAGUGAGUAAGCAGCCGCAGAAGUAACCCAUUCAGUCCAUGCAAUGGCUCGUGCUGUAAAAUGGACGCUAUAAAGGAGAAAUCAUGAAAACACGGACGCACAAAGAAUCGAUGCCCAUGCGCAGCGGGCGGCGGCGGGGGGCAAGUGAGGAGAGAAGGGGUCGACGCCCGCACGCCAGCCCUACUCGCCCUGAACGCAAUGACAGACAGACGCCAAGAGGUGGCGGUGAGGAACUGGCUGGGAAUCGCUUCAGUCGCAGAUCACAAGGCCAUGAUUCAUCAGAAAGUGAGGGGGAGGAACUUGUCUCUCCUGCAAAAAGGCAGAAAGUUCAGGAUUCAGCAGCCACCCCGAACCCUCCAACAUCAACACACACCGCUGACAGCUUGGCUCCCUCUACAGUCCCAGCUCCCACCUCAGUGGCCAGCCAAUCCCGUGAGAGUGACAAUGAGGAUGGCCAAUCCCAGGGCAGCAGGAGUUCAGUUGUGGGGAGCCUGGCGAAUAGCAGCAGCAGCUUGAGCAGCGGGCGGGACAUCGACCAGGACAAUCGUUCCUCAUCCCCGAGUCUCUCCGCUUCCCCCCUGGGUAGCCUCGACUCUGACUCUGAAGGCCCAGACUCACCAAAGCAAGGAGAGAAGGAACGGGAGAAAAGCAAAGAUGGAGGAGCAGGAAGCGGGUCCGUAGAGGACAGAAGGGCACUACGGGAGCUGAGAGGGGAUGAUCCCUGUGGAGACGAACAAAAGACGGAUACAGAUGCACGAAUUGAAGACUGUGCACUUAAGCCUAUCCAUCCUUGCUCCUCCUCUGGUCUCAGUUCUUCGGUCCGUGUCGCUGGGGAUUCUUCAAAUGAUAGCACUGGUGGGAGGAAGUCGUAUUUCUCCCUGGACUCCAAACUAAUGUGUAAAGUGGAGUAUGGUGGACCAACAGGCACUGAUGCGGUGCCUAGUGGCAAUAGAAUGAAUUCCAAAGCCAACACACAAUGUGUGACAAAGACAUCUGCCGCGGGUGGAGAUUUUUCUCAUAACAACCCCGGUAUUCCCCACUCCUUGCCUGCGCCUCUUCCUCCUCCACCUGCUCUAAAACCACUGGAGCUCGGGGGACAAAAUCUUCCUGCUGAGGUUAAAAUAGAAAGAGACAAAAUGGAAAAGGCAGAUAAGCACCUCGACAAAGCCCAGUCCACGCCUCCUUCUCUGUUGCAGACGGGGCCCCAGCCACAAUCCCAAUCACAAACCCAAACCAAUACCCACCCCCAUCAUUACAGCUCCCCCAGCUGGCAGGGUGGCACAGCAACCGGUUGCCAGGGGAGUUGGGGCUACACCCGUUACCCUGGCAACCAUCACCCUCAUCAGCAUCAGCCCCCGGUGCAGCAACAACAACUUCCUUCUGUUUAUAACCCGCCUUCCUCUCGACACUCCUCCUCUCACUCCUCUUAUCUUUCCCAUCCACACCCUCAUCCCCACAGGGAGUACCUUCCCAGGUAUGCCGGAGGGGGAGGGGACAGAGAGAGGGGGGCUGCAGGAGAUAGGGAGAGGGGAGCGAGGGGUGAGUGUGUAGGGAGGGAACUCAACAGGGACUUCUCCGCUCCCAUCGGUAACAACAGCAACACAAGUGGUGCGGGUAAUAGUAGCGGCCCAACUAGCAUCCAAGGCAGGGAAUUUUCAGGUCUGUCUGUGGGUCAGAACCGGGAGUUUCAAGGCUCUGGAAGAGAUGGACCUUCUAGCAUUGGUCCUGAUAGAAAAGACUUUGUUCCAGCUUACCAUGACAGAGAGCAAGACAGGGAACGUGAUGCAGGAAGAGAGUUUUCCAUACCAAACCAAAACCAGAGUAGAGACUUUGGCCCCAAUGGAGCUGGAGGGGGGCAUCCCAGAGACAAAGACAGAGGCAGAUGGGGUGACUUUGGAGGUCAAACAAGAGAAGUUGGAGGAAACUGUAACCAAAACAACAACUCCAUCUCUCAAGGAAACCAUCCAAGUUCAAAUAGUGGACUGCCUGUAAACCCCAUGCUAAGCAGAGACCCACCUGCAUCACCCCAAAACAACAAUAACCACCCUUCUCAUUCUUCCCUGCCCCCACACCCGCAUCCCACAAACUUGGCCAGUCGGGAGUUUCCUCUUCCCAUUGACCAGGCACAAACCCCUUCCUCUGCCACUGACCCUUUUCACAGAGAAUAUCCUCCCAAUAGCGGGAAAGAUUUCAAUGCAGGUGCACCUCCCUCCGCUGGAACAAAUAGAGAUUAUCUCAGCCCACCUGGGGUUACUUCUAAUCUAGUAAGAGAGUUUUCAGGGCCUGGUGGAAUCCAAAAUCCUCACCCUUCUCAUCCCCACUACCAGUCUGGGCCCAGAGACAGAGAGAGGGAGUCAAACCUGCGAGAGCCUGCACUGUACCAAAACCGUGGAGGUCCAAAUCAACCUCCUGCGCUCUCUCCAUCCUCCACGACCAGUCACGGGCACCCUUCAAAUGCUCCCUAUCCCCCUCCACCACAUCAACCUCCUUUACCCCCAUCCCAAUCUUCUCAUGCCCAGCAACUCCCACCAGGUAUGGCACCCAAUGUUCGCCCCGCACUCUACCAGUCAUCUGCCCAAACUCCUCCAACACAUGUAUCUCCACUACCCAGCCCAUCCACUAAUCAGAUAGCAGGCUUCUCGUCAUUUCCUCCUGGAUCCGCCUCUGCACCAAGCAUGCCACUUCCUGGGCCUGGCGGUUCAUCCAGCUGUUCACCCGGAUGCCGCCCUGCCCCUUUACACGGCACCUUGAACAGUCACCAAAGCUUCAGUGGAACAUACCACUCCAAUGGAAGCAGUGGCAAUAGCCUGAUUAACAGCAAUAGCAACAGUGGCACGCCCACUAACAGCAAUACCAACUCCCAAUCACCUCAGAAUGUCUCUAAGGGCCCUCCACCCCUCACCAACAGCGUUACAACACCUGUCCCCAGCUUACCACAUCACGGUGGAGACGGCCAUUCAGAUUCAGGCCCACCUCCAACACCUGUCAUUAAAGAGGAGCCGCUAGAAGACAGGGAAGAGAGUGAAAGUCCCCCACCAGUGUUGAGAAGCCCGUCUCCUGAACCUAAGCCUGUGGACAUUCCCAUCCAUGCUAGCCAGUCAGCAAGGUUUCACAAAGUCCUUGACCGUGGUAUCGGCAACUCCUGUGCCCGUAGCGAUGUCGUCUUUGUUCCAUUGGACGGGUCCAAAUUGUGGAAAAAGAGGAAUGAGAUGAUAGAAAGAGCUCGGAGGGAGGUUGAGCAACGGGCCAGAGACAUAAGAGAAAAAGAGAGAGAACGAGAAAGGGAGCGGGAGCGGGAGAGGGAGCUGGAUCGCCAUCUACAGCAACAAAAAGAUGCCAAUGCCAACGCAGCGGCUCGCCAGGGAUCUUCCCUCUUCUUCCCCUCUUCGUCCUCCAUCAUCCUUGAUCCUUCAUCAUCUUCCUCCUGUCCGGGCAACCCGGCCGCCCACCAUGCACAUCACAUGCAGCAUCAUCACUCACAUCCACAUGCUCACCUUCCUCCGACACACCACCUGCAUCCCAGCCUCUCUCACGGUAUACCCCACUCUCUUCUACUUCCAUCCAUGGCUGGAGCAUCAGCAGUAGUUGGGGGCCAUCAGGGUGCUCUGGGAAUUGGUAUAGGAGGUCCUUAUCUUGGUCCUGAUACCCCAGCUCUAAGAACCCUUAGUGAGUAUGCUCGCCCUCAUGCGAUGUCUCCCCUCGGGGCUGCAAGUCGGGCCCAAGCACACCACCCUCAAAUUCAUCACGGUCAUCCUCACGUGCAUCCCUCAUUCUUUCUCCCCCAAUUCCAAAAUCAUGCAAUAGGCCAUCCACAUCACCUACCUACUGAUGCUGCAACAGCUGCAGCCAUCUUAGGCUUACUGUAUGGUGGCAGCCUGGAAGGCGGCCCAGGUAUUGGGGGCCACCCUGGGGUAAGUGGGGCACCAGUACCUGGAGGAAUUGGGUCUUCAGGGUUAGGAGGAGUUGGGUUUCCUCACGCAGUCACUGCUCAUCGGGAUCGCAUGAAGCCGGGAUUCGAGUUUAAGAGUGAUGAACGGGUCUACCCACCAGGGUCCAUUCAUGAUCCUGCAGCUCUUGCCCUUGCUCACUCUCAUUCCCAUUCACAUGCCAAUGCCCAUACCCAUGCACAUGCACAUGCACAUGCCCACUCCUUACUCCUUGGGGGAGGGGGAGCAGGAACGAAUGAGGUGUCACUCUAUUGCACUCCUCCUCCCCCAGCUCCUACUGGCCCACUACACCUCCAGAACCCAACAUUGGCCCCAGUAACUCGACCUCCAAACCCUCCUGCCCCUCAGUCCCUGUCCAAUCCACCUCCUUCAUCGCACCUACCACCUUCACACCCUUCCACUGCGCCACCACUCGCAGCCCCGCCCCCGGCAGCCCCUGCUCAACCUCCACAAGCUCCCCCUCCUCCACCUGUUCCGCCAACCUCCAACACCACCUCAAUUCAUCAUCCAGUCCCCAAUUCUUCUUUUCCUAGUUCCUUGUCCUCUCAUCAACCGUCAGCCCCAGCCACUUCCUCUGAGUCUUACCCGACUGCUGCUCGGUCACCAGCCUCUUUUGAGCGGGAACGCAGCGGCGAACGAGAGCGGGAGAGGGAGCGGGACAGAGCGGCAUUGCCGGCCUUUGGGGACAGGGAGCGUGAGAGAGAGCGGGAAAGAGAAAGGGGAGGAAGUGGAGGAGGAACAGGAGGAGGCAACACAAAUGGAGGAGGCACAGGUGGAGGAAGUGGAGGAGAAAAUGUGGGUCGUGUCCAGAUGCUGAAUGUCACGCCCCACCAUCACCAGCAUUCCCACAUCCACUCACACCUUCACCUGCACCAACAAGACACAGCGGCGGGCGGGGUUCACCCCCUGAUGGACCCGCUGGCGUCAGGGUCUCCUUUGGCGCGGCUUCCUUACCCCGGAGCGGCAAUAGGCACCCCCAUCCUGGCUCACCCCCUCACUGACAGCGAGGUGCUUCGCCAACAGCUGUUUGGUGAGGAGAAGACUCCUCGUCCAUGUGCUCCUUUCCGGGACAUGCCCCAACCGUCCUCCCUUACUGGUCCAAUGUCGGCAGCCCAUCAGCUCCAGGCCAUGCAGCAGGCCCAGAGUGCAGAGCUGCAGAUCCAGAGACUGGCCCUGGAACAACAGUGGAUUCAUCACCAUCACCACCACUCCCUCACCCAGGACGAGUACUACAGUCACCUGAAGAAAGAGAGUGACAAGACCCUGUGAGGGAGGGGCACAAGGAGGAGUGGCGUGGAGGGGAAAAAAGGAGAACGUGUGCAAACUUUAAACAAAACCAAGCAAGAUAGAAGCACUAAAAACUAUAAAGAGACAAGCACUAAAAACUGUAAAGAGACAAAGACUGAAAACAAAGCUGGACAAAGGAGUUUACACUCCGUCCCUGUGAAGUGCACCAUGUUGAAGUUCCAGACUCCUUUCCUGCAUUGUGUGCUUGAACUUCAAGUCCUGUUUUGUAUUGUGCUUUGUACAGUAUAUGAAUUAGAUGGGGGUGGCAAUAAUGUGAAGGUACAGUAUGUGUAAAAUACUUGAUGCCAGAGGGAAUGUGUACAUGAGUCUUUUUAAUGUCAUUGCAUGUAGCUAUACGAGCUUACUCGGAUCUGGUGGAACUUUUGGUUCUUCAUUUUCGUAAGAAGAAAAAAAACACCCGCAUUUGUACCUAGGGUUCUAUAUGCAUGAGACCAGCCUUUUAAUGUUCUGUUUACAACAGUAUUAUUAUGAUUAUUAUGAUUAUUAUUAUUACUGUUGUCUGUUUGUUGAUAAUGACAUAAUUAUAUAUACGGUACAUAUUA
Phyllopteryx taeniolatus (common seadragon) is the source of this 6039-nucleotide messenger RNA. It is a transcript of the gene atn1, whose product is annotated as atrophin 1. The record is from RefSeq and is a predicted model, not a curated record. The transcript is spliced from 10 exons. Gene Ontology annotation, molecular function: transcription corepressor activity. Bases 326 to 5458 code for a protein of 1710 amino acids. Gene Ontology annotation, cellular component: nucleus. NCBI's taxonomy places the organism in Eukaryota, Metazoa, Chordata, Actinopteri, Syngnathiformes, Syngnathidae.